Molecule: messenger RNA, 1027 nt
Organism: Acipenser ruthenus (sterlet)
Lineage: Eukaryota; Metazoa; Chordata; Actinopteri; Acipenseriformes; Acipenseridae
Exons: 3
Coding region: 89-607 (172 amino acids)
Source: RefSeq, a predicted model, not a curated record
AAGUGGGUAAGUUCAGUCACAUGGCUGUGCUAUUGAAACCUCUUGGUUCAGAUUUAUUUGAAUUCAUUUGGAUAAUUUCAAUGGCAACAUGAGUGGGAACAUCUCUGCUACUGCAAACGGUUUUAAUUUGAACAAAACCACCGACCUGGGGAUAGCUAACAGAGAGCUGCAUGAUGCUGCCAUUGAGUUUAAAGUCUUUAACAUCGCGAUUACCUCUUUAGCCUUGUGUAUCCUGACCCUUACUGGUAUAUUCUGCAGCUUUUCCUAUCACAACCGAAGGAGGCAAUUCAGGCAAGCCAGGGUGUACGAGAACACUGUCGCCCAUGAGAAAGGACAGAUUCCGGUGCAUAUCAAAGGGGUGAAGAGGACCCACAGCUUUCAGCAACGAUUAUCCUUAAUGAGAAAGCAGGAUACUUACAAGGACAGUUCACAGAUUUACUUCAUCUACAGCAACCCCAUUGCAGUCACUGAGGAGGAUAGCAGUGUGAUGUUGGAGGAGGAUCAGAUCCCAUUUCAGAACAUGACGUUACACGGUGAUACACUCAGUGAUACUGAACAGCUGGGAGGUGUUAUCCAGGACCCAUCCACAUUUUACAUGCAGCUCUAAAAAGGGAAGUGUGGGGAAGCUUAAAUCUCUGUAAAAUUAGGAGGCUAUGAGUUCCCAGUCCCUUCAAUCCAACACCUUUGACUACCAAUGAAUUUAACACUUUUAAAACCAAGUUUAAAAAAAAAUAAAAAUAAAGCGGGAGUGGGGGGGUUGAUCUACUGAUCAAUUAUAACUUCAAAAUGUGUUUAUUUUAUUAGACAAAAAUACAAUCUACUGUAAAUAUUUUGAAAUGAUGAAUACAGUAGUUGUUGUUACUAAGUAUUGUAAAUAUGACAGGUAGAUUUGGACAGAUUCUUAAUUCUGUGGAAACUAAAUACAAAAUGUGUCCUGCUGUUUAUUGUUUAUCAUUUAUUUCAACAUUCUAUUGACUGUUAUUUUAUUAACUAAAUGUUACCACAGCUAAUAAAAAUAAUAAUAAUC